CUACUAUUAUUCAUGUAGAUCAUAAAUAUAAGACAAGUAAAUUCUGUAGUCCUUCCCUUCCUUCUUUGAUGCUCUUCUUUUCCUUUCUCCUCUCCCUUUUCUUCUUCAUUCUUUUCACUCUAACUUGAAAAGCCCUUUUAAUACAACAAGUGCAUAGUAGCUGUGCAAACUUUGAGAAAGAUAUGAGUGCUUCAAAGUUCAUAAAAUGUGUAACUGUAGGCGAUGGUGCUGUUGGCAAGACUUGCAUGCUCAUUUGUUACACUAGUAACAAGUUCCCUACUGACUAUAUUCCAACUGUGUUUGACAAUUUUAGUGCCAAUGUAGCUGUGGAUGGGAGCAUUGUCAAUUUGGGAUUGUGGGAUACUGCAGGUCAAGAGGAUUAUAGCAGGCUGAGACCACUAAGCUAUAGGGGUGCAGACAUUUUUGUAUUAGCUUUCUCCUUAAUCAGCAGGGCCAGCUAUGAAAAUGUUCUAAAAAAGUGGAUGCCUGAACUUCGUCGUUUUGCACCCAAUGUCCCAAUUGUGCUUGUUGGAACUAAAUUAGAUCUUCGAGAAGAUAAUCGAUAUCUAGCAGACCAUAUGGGCUCAAAUAUUAUAACACCUGCCCAAGGGGAAGAGCUAAGAAAACAAAUUGGUGCAGCAGCUUAUAUAGAGUGCAGCUCAAAAACUCAACAGAAUGUGAAAGCUGUUUUUGACACUGCAAUCAAGGUUGUGCUUCAGCCUCCUAGGAGGAAGGAGGUGGCGAGGAAGAAAAGGCGUAGAAGCACUGGUUGUUCAAUUGUCAGGGGGAUCGUCUGUGGAGGCUGUGUUGUAUAGAAAAGUUUAGGAUUGACGCUCAUGACAUGUAUCCUUUCAAACAACUACUGACGUGAGUUCUUGCCAGUUGUUCUUUUUGUGGUACUACGUAAAGGCUGGAGCAUGCAGUAUUAUGAUAUGGCUGAAGAAUAUUGUAUUGUAUUACCUGUUUUGUACCACAAACUACUCGUGGAUUAGCAGAGGGAAUUCUUGAUUUCCUCAGGUCAUGUAUUUUGAUUAUGUUGGUUUUGUGGAUACAUUGUGUUUGCUUUUUACUAACGGUUAGAUGACUGUAAACUUGGUAAAAGGAAUGAUCAUCUGCAAACUUUACCCCCAAA
Molecule: messenger RNA, 1132 nt
Organism: Lycium barbarum (goji berry)
Lineage: Eukaryota; Viridiplantae; Streptophyta; Magnoliopsida; Solanales; Solanaceae
Product: rac-like GTP-binding protein ARAC7
Exons: 8
Coding region: 183-815 (210 amino acids)
Biological process (GO): actin filament organization; small GTPase-mediated signal transduction; regulation of actin cytoskeleton organization
Cellular component (GO): plasma membrane; cell cortex; cytoskeleton
Molecular function (GO): GTPase activity; protein kinase binding; GTP binding
Source: RefSeq, a predicted model, not a curated record